UAAUUUUCAAAUGUCCGUUCUAGAAUGCGUGCACUGUUUUGUCAUGACGUAGUUCCGGCAAAUAAAACGUAAUACAAUGGGCGUCCGUUAGUUCAAGUUAACAAAGCGGCUAGUCUGCUUGCCAAGCAAAUAAAAUAAUUGGUUAUUACUUAUAGAUCCAACCAAUCAUAUUCGAUCGGCAAGCGUACCUAACCGCUUUACCGUCUUAAAUUCGCCCCAAUGUCUUGCACUAAGUACAGUACAGCCAGAAGUCUGGAUCCUCGGAGCCUGAAGAAGAAGAAGAAGUACAGUACAGAAUGUGAUGCACCGUCGUCAAAAAGAACAAGCCUAUAAAAUUAUAAAUUCAGCACUACCAGAGAUCUCUCUGGCACUACACUGGAGCACACUGGAGUUUUCAUUUGUCGAGUACAACAAUCUCAACGUACUUGAUAAUAGUGCGCACAAGCCGAAUGUGUAGCACUGAAAAAGUUGAGUAGUAGCACUCAGUGCGCACUAGUGCAGUCUGCCGAAUUCGCUAAUAUGCCAGCAGCAGAAAGAUAACACGAUGAAUAAAAAUACUCGUGAAACAACGCCGGGUGAUGGCUUACGAUCAUUACGGAGUACUACAUUAUUCCGUGCCGUUAAUUUCGAGUUAUACAUUAAGCCGAACAAAACCAUCAUGAUUCUUGGUAUCAUAGCAAUGUUAAGUUGUUCAGGAUAUAUAUUCUAUAUGAAUACUAAUCAAAAGAGGGAUGUUUAUCAUACUAUGGUUAAAUCAGACGAAUCAGUGGUACUAGUGAAAAAAUCAUCCAAGUGGACUGAUUAGGUAAAAAA
Messenger RNA from Cyphomyrmex costatus, 813 nucleotides. Its product is annotated as small integral membrane protein 8. NCBI's taxonomy places the organism in Eukaryota, Metazoa, Arthropoda, Insecta, Hymenoptera, Formicidae. Bases 545 to 805 code for a protein of 86 amino acids. The record is from RefSeq and is a predicted model, not a curated record. The transcript has 3 exons.